AUGGCAGCGACGCAUGCGCGGAAAACGGUCGCCGCUGUGACGUCACCAGACGCGUGGGGCCGGCGGAUGGAGUUCGCGGAGCGACAACUGAGGGAGCGCGGCUGGUCCCCGGGGAAGGGACUGGGUCAGAGGGAGGAUGGCAUCUCAGAGCCCAUCAAGGUGAAGGUGAAAUGUGACACGGCAGGGAUUGGCCACCAUAUGGGCGAACAGUUCACCUUUCACUGGUGGGACCAUGUCUUCAACAAAGCAGCUGCAAGCAUUGUCGUGGAACCUGUAGAGGAUGGCGUGGAGGUGCAGAGGGCCAAGGCAGAGGAGCAGGAGCAAGGGCCCAUCACCAACAAGAAGCCACGGAAAGCCGGACUAUGCCAGGACCUGCUAUACGGGCGGUUUGUCAAGGCAGCCACGCUGACGCCGGGCAGGCAGGAGGAGGCGGCAGAGGGCUCGCGGGGGUCGGAGAGCAGCGGCAGCGAUGAGGAUGAGAAGCUCAACCUGUCAUCCGAGCAGCAGCAGCACGGGGCAAGACAGAGAAAUUAA
Pristis pectinata (smalltooth sawfish) is the source of this 534-nucleotide messenger RNA. Its product is annotated as G patch domain-containing protein 4-like. Gene Ontology annotation, molecular function: nucleic acid binding. Lineage: Eukaryota; Metazoa; Chordata; Chondrichthyes; Rhinopristiformes; Pristidae. Gene Ontology annotation, cellular component: nucleolus. The record is from RefSeq and is a predicted model, not a curated record. Gene Ontology annotation, biological process: regulation of ribosome biogenesis.